AUGUAUGCAGGUGUUCCUCUAAUUUGUAUUCCAAAUGGAGCUGAUCAAUUCUAUAUUGCUUCUAUUGCUGAACAUUUGUGUAUUGGUAAAUGUGUAUGGGCGUCUAGAAAAGUGAAUGAUAAAGAGAUUAAAAAUGAAAAUUUUAUUGAAGAUUUUUUUUAUGCUUUGCAUGAAAUGAUGAGAGGACAUAAGUAA
Meloidogyne enterolobii is the source of this 195-nucleotide messenger RNA. Lineage: Eukaryota; Metazoa; Nematoda; Chromadorea; Rhabditida; Meloidogynidae. The record is from the annotation of a GenBank genome assembly.